Spodoptera littoralis (African cotton leafworm) is the source of this 1914-nucleotide messenger RNA. The record is from the annotation of a GenBank genome assembly. Lineage: Eukaryota; Metazoa; Arthropoda; Insecta; Lepidoptera; Noctuidae.
AUGUCCAAGAUGUGGCCGGCGUCGCAGUAUUCCCAUAGCAAUGCGCCCAUCCCCAACAAUGCAGGAAAAUCGAAUGAACAUCAGAACCAACAAAAUUUGAAGACCUUGGGCAUGACCUCAGCCAUUUCCAUGGCAGGUCCGAAGCCCAUUGAUAUAGAAAAAACCACAGAACUAAAACAAUCCCUGAUUCCAUAUGGAGUCUUUGAAUCUGAGCAAGAGAUGCAUCAUAGGAUGGAAGUGCUGGGUGCCCUGCACAGACUUGUGAGACAAUGGAUCAGAGAGGAAUCUAUGCGGAAGAAUAUGCCUCCUAACGUAGCUGAUACCGUCGGAGGAAAUAUUUAUACAUUUGGAUCUUAUAGGCUUGGAGUGCACCAUAGGGGCGCCGAUAUUGACGCGCUGUGCGUUGCCCCGCGUCACAUAGACAGGAUUGACUAUUUUGCGUCGUUCUACGAGUUAUUGAAGGCGCAACCUCAGGUGAAGGAUCUGCGAGCUGUUGAGGACGCGUUCGUGCCCGUUAUCAAGAUGAAUUUCGACGGAAUUGAGAUUGAUUUGCUUUUUGCCAGGCUGGCACUUAAGGAAAUACCUGAUUCCUUCGAUCUUCGCGAUGAUAUGCUCUUGAAAAACUUAGAUCAGAAAUGUGUGCGUUCGCUAAACGGAUGCAGAGUAACCGACGAGAUUCUCCGCCUCGUACCCAAUAUAAACAACUUCAGGCUUACUCUACGCGCCAUCAAGCUGUGGGCAAAACGUCACGGCAUAUAUUCAAACACUCUAGGAUACCUAGGUGGUGUGUCAUGGGCCAUGUUGGUAGCCCGGACCUGUCAGUUGUACCCCAACGCACUGCCUGCGACAUUGGUGCACAAGUUCUUCCUGGUGUUCAGCCAGUGGAAGUGGCCACAGCCAGUUCUGCUGAAACAACCUGAUUCAGUCAACCUUGGGUUCCCCGUGUGGGAUCCUAGAGUAAACAUUUCCGACCGAUUCCACCUUAUGCCUAUCAUCACACCAGCGUACCCGCAGCAGAAUUCCACUUUCAACGUAUGUGCUUCCACCAGGACUGUUAUUAUGGAGGAGUUUAGAAUUGGUCUAGCCAUAACUGAUGAAAUAAUGCUCGGCAAAUGUGGAUGGGAGCGUUUGUUUGAGGCGCCCAACUUUUUCUCGCGGUACAAGCAUUUCAUAGUGCUCCUGGCUUCCUCAGCAAGUCCAGAUGACCAGCUACAGUGGUGUGGACUUAUUGAAAGCAAGAUCCGACAUCUAAUCACAACACUGGAGCGUAACACCCACAUCACGAUUGCACACGUCAACCCGGAGUGUUACAACUCGGUUCCGUUGAACACAAACAACGGACAGCCUCUAGCCUUGCCACCAGGAGUACCAAUGCCAGCAGACCCAUCGCCAGAAGUUAAAAAGAAUGAAAAUGGUGAAGUAAUAGCGAAUUAUUGCUCAAUGUGGUUUAUUGGGCUAGUAUUUGAGAAGACCAACCUGAAUGUAGAUCUGACGUGUGAUAUACAGACAUUUACUGAAGCCGUCAACUAUCAGGCAGAGAACACUAACAUGUUGCGAGAAGGCAUGACUAUCGAGGCGCGCCAUGUCCGACGUAAGCAGCUGCACCAGUACCUCUCCGCCUCCUUACUGCGUCGCGAGCGGACCUCCUCCGGCACCAAGCGCAAGAUACACGACCGUCCGCCACCACCGCCCGGACCUCAAAAGAAGACCAAACGACUCUCCGAGAGCAGCACGGAGGAAGUCGGCGUAUUAUCAUACAAUGAGGACUCCAACUCGUCUAACGUAUACGAAGUAAACUUACACAACGGAGCGGCGCAACAUGCAGGAACAGAGGCGGAGAUCGCGCGACCGAAACCCGCCGCAGACAAGGCUGAGCAUCCACCUUCCACAUCAAACUCCAUCGCCUGUACGUAG